Messenger RNA from Lactuca saligna, 1227 nucleotides. The record is from the annotation of a GenBank genome assembly. NCBI's taxonomy places the organism in Eukaryota, Viridiplantae, Streptophyta, Magnoliopsida, Asterales, Asteraceae.
AUGUGGCACUUAAGGUUGUCAAGCACGUCAUUCGACCCAAGGGUGGUUUAUGAUGGACACCCUACAUUGUUUACCAUCAAGCUACAGCAUGGAGGUGAGUUCACAAAGUUUCCAAAUGUCAACUACAUUGAGGGUACUGUGACGUAUGUAGAUAUGGUAGAUAUAGAAGAGUUUUCUAUUCACGAGAUGGAUGCGAUUAUGAAUGGGUUAGGAUACUCAGUUCCUCCAGUUAUCUACUGUCAUUUUCGAGUGCCAAAGGGAGAUAUGCAUUUUGGGCUACGGGCCCUAGGAAAUGAUGAUGAUGUCCUCAAUCUUUCCCAGUAUGUGAAGGAGCAUAAACUGAUAAGGGUUUACACCGAGCAUGCAAUUGAAGCUGCUUUAGCCUUGUCAAUAUCCCCUGAAUAUAAUAAGAAAAGGGAAUUUAUCAAGGACAAACCAUUGUCAUCAUGUAUUAAGAAAUUGGUGAUGGAUGAUGUUAGUGUUGAUAGGAUUGGUGGGAAUAAGGAUGAUGCAGAUAAUGAAAUUGACCACGGAUUUAAUGAAUUUGAUGAGGAAUGUAAUGAUAUUAACCAGGAUUUUAAUGAAUUUCAUGAGGCAUGUAAUGAUAUUAACCAGGGAUUUAAUGAAUUUGAUGAGGCAGCUAAUGACUUUGAUAUUGGAUUGUACCAACAGAUUUUACAGUCUAAUGAACAGAAUGUAGAUGAUGAGGUUCAUGAAGGUGAGGAAAAUACAGUUAAUAAGGAAGUCACUGAAGAAGAGAAUCAUGACAGAAAUGAAAUGAAUGAUGAGAAUGUAGAGAUGAGAGAUUUUUCAGUUGAUGAUGGAAGUGAAGAUAACAUAGAGAUUGAUGAAGACAAUACUGAAAGAAGUGAUGAGAGUGAGGACAGUGAUGAUAGUGAUUUCUGGGUGGAUGAAGACAACAUCAUCCCUGAUGUAGAAGUAGACAUGAGGGAUUUUUACAUGAAUAUAGAUCUUAAAGCAGAAUUUCUUGAAAAAAGAUUACCAAAGCAUAGAGAGAAUGACAGUGAUGAGGUCAAUGAAGAGUUGGAUGUUAUAGAUAAUGAUCAAUGGGAUUCAUUGGAUGAGGGUUCUGAUAUAGAUAGGAAAAGAAGAGCUGUAAUAAAGGAAUUGGGGAAGGAGACUAGGUGCUCUCAAGGUGAGAUACACAAGCAACAACAGUACCAGAGUUCAAUCAUAGGAUGCAUCAAUUCAGCUCAUAUGAUGUAG